AUGUCAUCCCGAGUGCUGCUUCUAGAGCAACGCCAGCGCAUCUGGUCCCCACUACCCGAGCUCAUCAGCGAUGAAGGGUUCCGGACUCUUCACCCUGAAUCGUCGCAAUUUUCUUUGACACCCGAGCAAGUCCAGGUCUGGGCGAACUUCGCCAAAGAGGUAAAGGAACUUGUUAACCCCUACUGUGGGGAAUUCAAAAUAUUCGUCCCGGUGACUGUCCCAGAGGUAUUCGGGGUCGCAAACGAACUGGGAGUACAGGGUCGUCUUGUGCACAACGCCCUCCACCAAGUUGGCGAAUUGUCCAACAUACUUAACCUCGGCAUCCGCUUUGGGGACUCCCAAUACGGAGUCAACAGGGCUCUUAUCGAGGGCAGUGGACAGCAGAAGAUUGGUGCGAAGAAAGAGAGCAAGCGGAAACGAGGCGAGGCGCAGAGGCUCGCUGCCGGGGACAAACUGGUGCCGGACCUGGUUGUGGCAGAUGUCAAGACCCAUGCUAUUCGGGGCGUGGGUGAAGUUAAGACCUACUGGAAAUUUGAACCGAAGAAGAACCAGACUUUGGAGGAAUUCAUCGCUGACAAGAUCGCUGGCGCGGUAUAUGGAUGA
Messenger RNA from Aspergillus melleus, 603 nucleotides. RefSeq lists its product as uncharacterized. NCBI's taxonomy places the organism in Eukaryota, Fungi, Ascomycota, Eurotiomycetes, Eurotiales, Aspergillaceae. The record is from RefSeq and is a predicted model, not a curated record. Bases 1 to 603 code for a protein of 200 amino acids. The transcript has 2 exons.